AUUGCUAGCGUGUGUCGCGGCUUCGUCAUGGACCUCCUUGCUAAUACCGCGUUCCAGCGUAUGUAUCAAGCAACUGUCCUAGUUCAGCGACAUCUGGCAGCUAUCGCCCUCUGUGCCAACAACUACAAAAGCCAAAAUCCAGCUAAUGCACCGAAAGCCGGGCCUGUAGAAGCUCUACGCGGAUACUAAUAACGUUGGUCACAACUCGAUGCUGCUAGAUGCAAGAUAUUUACAGAGUAGCCCCUAACCCCCUCGCGAAAAGUCAAAAGUUUCUCCAGCGAUAUGCAGAGGUUGUCUUGCCCUCCUGACUGCUGACCAUACCUCAUCAUGGGAAACUAUAGUCCUAUCAAUAUUCAAUUCAAUCUAGUCAGCUUGGGGGGGGGGGGGUAUCAUUUUUCCAGCUGCACGACAACCUAGUUUAUAUAAGUCAUUCAGUAUUGCGGGAGUGAGACUAGAAUACAAACAUACAGACACUUCAUUCGAGUUCGCCUUUUUUUUUUUUUUUUGCUGGGGAUGAUGAUAGUCAACUCCAUCUCGCUUCAAACUUUUCUUCAACAUCAAACUAUUCAUUCUGAAGUUUCAUUCUCGACAAUCGCCGCGCCACUUUCAGUAGUCUUCGCACCUAACAAAGCUCAAACUUCCCAC
Messenger RNA from Periconia digitata, 645 nucleotides. The record is from the annotation of a GenBank genome assembly. NCBI's taxonomy places the organism in Eukaryota, Fungi, Ascomycota, Dothideomycetes, Pleosporales, Periconiaceae.